Molecule: messenger RNA, 414 nt
Organism: Paramecium pentaurelia
Lineage: Eukaryota; Ciliophora; Oligohymenophorea; Peniculida; Parameciidae
Source: the annotation of a GenBank genome assembly
AUGCAAAAAAUUCUGAAUUUUAGGGAAUAUUUUUUAAAUCCUAAAGGAAUUAAGAUUGUGCCUACUUCAAAUUUCAAAAGAGCUACACCUAUUGAAAGACUAUUUGAUUAAUCUGUGGUUUUGCAUAGAGCAGAAAAGUAAUUAGAGAAAAAUGUUGUAGCAUUCAAAUUAUAACCAUAUAAGUAUUCAUUGAAUAAACCUGAAAUAAAGCAAUACUUUACAAAAUGUAUGUUUAAUAUAUAUUAAAAAAAAAAGUGUAUGGAUUGAAUGUUGAUAAAGUGAAUACUAUUAAUUAUAUGGGAGCAAUAAAAAGAUCACAUAAAGGAGGUCGUUAUAGAGAGAAAGACUUUAAGAAAGUUUAUUUAUAAUUAAAUGAAGAAAUUGAACCAUUCUUUUAGAAAAUAGAGAAGUGAU